Leishmania braziliensis MHOM/BR/75/M2904 is the source of this 1302-nucleotide messenger RNA. RefSeq lists its product as hypothetical. The record is from RefSeq and is a predicted model, not a curated record. Bases 1 to 1302 code for a protein of 433 amino acids. The transcript has a single exon. NCBI's taxonomy places the organism in Eukaryota, Euglenozoa, Kinetoplastea, Trypanosomatida, Trypanosomatidae.
AUGGCAGCACCACCACGCUGCACGCUUCACAUCGCUGUUGAUACGGAUCUGGCCGUCAGCUUUGACGGCCUCCUCUGCCUGCCACACGCUGACUCCAACUGCGCUGGUGGGUUCUAUGUGACUCCGUCGGCAGCGCAUACAACGUUGUUUCCGAACCCUCCAUCUCGCACCUGCGUGCAUGGCGUGCGCCAGGUGAACGCCGUCUCGCAGACGGUGGUACUGCGCCUAAGGCCCAGCACCUCGCACGCUGACAGCAAUAGUGCACUCCCGCCUGCAUUGACUUCAGCGUUGACAAGGAACACAUACGUGGUGGUGGUGCUGGAUGCACAGCAGGUGCCGCAGAUGCUGUCGGCCGCGAUGGCGCGCCGGUGUCCACCGCACGUGAGCGGUGCAGGGCCACUUGGCUGGUACCUCGAUGCCGUUGUUGAAAGCUUGCUGCAAGGGGAGGAAGAGGAGGGCGUUGCAUGUGGGAGUGACACCUUGUCCACGCUGACUGGCGCGGACACGAAGGGGCCAAGCACCAACCAGGCAUGCGCCACCACGCAUACUCGCCCAGUGCGACGCGGCAGCGUUGACGCCGGGGUCGUACACAUGCACAUGAUUGUUGUGCCGAACGCCACGAUUGCAUUGAGCGGACUGAACAGCACGAACAUGAACAUAACAGGCGCCGAGGCCGCUGCUCUCUUCAGCGCUGCCACCGCGUGGUGCGCUGCACGACGAGUGAUGUCGAAGGCCGGCGAUGUGGAGGAGCCCCUAGCCGAUUGCAGCACCAAUGGCGCAGAUGCACGGAGGAGGUCACACGUUGUGCCUGUGGAACUAGGCUUAUGCGCUACCGCUGCCCACGCCCAGCAGGCAACGCAGAUGAUCGCCGCGCUGGGUAACAAGUUGCUCAAGGUGUGGUCCACCUCCGCAGCAGCAGUCGGUUCUACGUCUCUCUGCGACAGCGAGGCAGAACCGACGAGCAUGGUUGGUGCCGCUGACGUACGGUGCGACACACAGCGCAAGGUCAUCCCAAGCGACUUUCAUGCUCUGUACACGAGCAUGCUCACGGAGGUGCUCACUUUCUCGGAGCGCAAGGCGAUAGCGGCGGUGGCUGCUUUCCCUACCAUGUGCCACCUCUUGGAAUACGUAGACGGUAUCGUGGCGUCGGCGCCUGCUGCUCGAGAUGGCAGCGACGGCAAGGGUGGUGUGGUCGCACAGGUGGCAGGUGCAGUGUAUAGCACCAACUAUGACGAACAUCGCUCAUGGAAGGUACUGAAUAGUGACAUCAUAGAGGCCCUGGUGACGGAGUACGAACGUUAG